CCGCUGCACCGCAACACCUGGCCGUGGCCCUGUUUGAUUGUUUGAUGCUUGGUUUUGCGACUGCCAAGCUCACGCGAGCGUUUGUUCGUUCUCAGGCCCUUCAUGGUCACUUCCGACCAGCACCACCAUAACAGAGGGGCCCUCCACGAAAAAACGGCCUUGGGGAUGGGACCGAGAACUCUGGCGGCCAGGCGACAACGGUUUGCAACUCUUCAGUUGUUCCGGUGCAUUUGACACUUGACGUCGCUGCGCGUAGUUUUGAUUGCAGAGGGACGCCCCAGCCUGUAGAUGCACACCCAUGCCUCCCCCAAAGCUCGUGCCACAGGCUUGAAAGCUGACUGACUGUGGAAGAAUCAUGCCGCAAUCGCUUGAGAGCUGGAUACAGAGACAACCGUACUGUGCGAUAACAACGCGCCAAGAAUGGCACGAAUAUGUGUAAUCUCCAAAAUGUGGCAUGUUCGAAGAAAAAAACCGCGCAAGCCUGACAUGACCAGGAACCCUACCGCAGCAGCGGGGUCAAAUUCCAAUGAGGGCCUCACAGUCCCCGCGGGGCGAAAGCCUCUGCCAGAAAACUGAGCCCCGCAGUCACGACGUUGUUCAGGGACGGCCCAGCCUCACGGCAGCUCGCCAGCUCAAUCUGCAUUCGGCGCACCUUAUCCCUAGCUCUUUCUUCAGCCUCUCGCGAAUCAAUAAGAGACAUCCGCCACCGUGUCUUGCGCACAUAGUGGAAUUCCACCAACGCCGCAAGCCACUAGAUACGAGAAUUUACCACUCUUUCUCGAUAGACUUCGCGAUUGCAGCGGUCACGGGAAAACUGUUUGAACAGUUCGUAAAAUGCAAAUACCCAGCGAGGACAGAAUAGCACACAGUCCAGGACGAGCAGCAUCUGCAUGGGUACCAACGGUAUGAACAAGAACCAGAAAAUCCACCAACCGCGGACCUGCCAAAGGAGAAAUAUAAUGGCACAGCCGAUGCCGCUAAUACAUACAUGAUUGCGCAGCCAAGCACAGAGAAAACUUUUAGUUUGUUCUAUCAACUGGCGUCGGCCCGUCUUGCACACCGCGUCGUACUUCGACAGUUCGGCCUCACACUCUUCGACGCUACGUUUACGCCAUGCUACUCUUUCGGCGCAACGCUUGAGGUCGUCAUUCGCCAACCGAACACGAUUUUCCUGUUCAGACACGGCGCGGCGCUGCGCGUCUUGCAUUACCCCAGCGACAACAGGCGUGGCCCUGUCCAUAAAAUGACCCAUAACACCCAUUGCACUGAUGGCAACAGCUUCCGCGUGCGGGGCGAUCCUCUGCGCUACCUCCGCCAUUGCUUCCACGAACUCUGCACCAAACACUUCACGAAACAGGUCAUUGGCUUGUCCGAGAUCGAAAUGCCCUGUCUCAUGCGCUGCUUGGCCGUACGCUGCUUGGUGAACUUCUCGGGACCGCAAUGAAUGGUCAUAACGUGCUCUAGACGCCGGAUCUUUCAAAACGGAAUAAGCACAACCAAUAGCCUGGAAAUCUAUCGUUGCAUCUCUGAUACGAUGUGAGUUCUUAUCCGGAUGUGCCUCAAGCGCCUUCCUUCUGUAUGCUUGGCGCAAGUCAGACUCGCUACAAGAUCGAGAAACCCCGAGCACCUCGUAAUAGUCGGGCAUUACAUAUAUGCGUGAAUGCAAACGAGCAAAAGAUGAUCAAUACAUAAUGCACCAGCACCCUCUGGCAAAAUGGGCCGACAACGAAGGUUGAAACCCCACUGGUGCUUGAGUCGGCGUGACUUGAGCCCAAAACUGUACUAACCUAGACUUCGCUGCGCCUUGCGUCUCUGUGGCUUGUCUGAGAUCGGUCAUUUCGUGUGCCGCCGUGGCAUGGGUCGCAUUGCUGCACGCUGAGCGUGCGCGCGCGUGGCACCUCUG
This is a messenger RNA of Prorocentrum cordatum, 1903 nucleotides long. The record is from the annotation of a GenBank genome assembly. Lineage: Eukaryota; Dinophyceae; Prorocentrales; Prorocentraceae.